Messenger RNA from Acanthopagrus latus (yellowfin seabream), 4472 nucleotides. It is a transcript of the gene usp11, whose product is annotated as ubiquitin specific peptidase 11. The transcript is spliced from 22 exons. Bases 1 to 3039 code for a protein of 1012 amino acids. Gene Ontology annotation, biological process: protein deubiquitination. Lineage: Eukaryota; Metazoa; Chordata; Actinopteri; Spariformes; Sparidae. The record is from RefSeq and is a predicted model, not a curated record. Gene Ontology annotation, molecular function: cysteine-type deubiquitinase activity.
AUGACGGCCAACAGCCGCUGUUCCGCCGCGGAGCCGCCGGGCCUGGAGACCCAGCGACGGGAGAUCGAGUCUCUGCUGCGGCAGUGUGAGCUCCGCGCUGGGGACAGUUGGUACGUGGUGGAGCGCCGCUGGUAUGAACAGUGGAAGGGAUUUGUGGAGACCGGAGACCAGAACUCGUCGUCAUUCCCCGGUCAGAUCGACAACACCGAGCUGUUUGAGGAUCUGGACUCGUACCACCUGAAGGAGCGUCUGGUGGAGAACGAGGACUUCAUGUUGGUGCCGGCUGAGGCCUGGCACAAGCUGCUGGCCUGGUACGGCAUGGUGGACGGUCAGCCGCCGCUGGAACGCAAGGUGGUGGACCUGCCCAGCACUCUGAAGGUGGAGGUUUACCCUGUUGAGAUCUUCCUCUGUCUCCAUAGCAACAUGGAAAACGUCAUUACCUCACAGUUCAGCCGCGCAGACAACAUUCAGUCGAUCCAGAAGGCGAUCUGUGAGGCCUUCUCGGUGCCUCCGGGCUCCGAGUGUCGUCUGUGGAUGAAGAGUUCGGACAGCAGCUGUGAGCGCCUCAGGAACAUCCACAUGAGCGUGUUGGACGCCUGUUUGAGCUCAGGGAUGACGGUGAUCAUGGAGACGAGGAAUGCUGACGGCACCUGGCCGAGCUCCAGACCUCAGAUCAUGAGGAACUCAGUGGAGGAGCAGGACUCGUACCGAGGACAGCCGGGAGUCUGCGGCCUCACCAACCUGGGCAACACCUGCUUCAUGAACUCAGCGCUACAGUGUCUCAGUAACACGGCUCCUCUGACCGAGUACUUCCUGCAGAGCUCCUACCUGGAGGAGCUGAACUUCACCAACCCUCUGGGUAUGAAGGGCGAGAUCGCCGAGGCCUACGCUGACGUCAUCAAACAGAUGUGGUCUGGGCGGCAUUACUCCGUGGUGCCGCGCGUCUUCAAGACGAAGGUGGGUCACUUUGCGUCUCAGUUCCUGGGUUACCAGCAGCAUGACAGUCAGGAGCUGCUGUCCUUCCUGCUGGACGGACUGCACGAAGACCUGAACAGAGUCAAAAACAAAGAGUACAUCGAGCUGCGUGACGCCGACGGACGACCGGACCAGGAAGUGGCCGAGGAGGCUUGGCGCAACCACCGCCGGCGGAACGACUCUGUGAUCGUCGACACGUUUCACGGCCUCUUCAAGUCCACGCUCGUCUGUCCGGAGUGCCACAAGGUCUCUGUGACCUUCGACCCCUUCUGCUACCUGAGCGUCCCACUUCCUGUCAGCAAGGAGCGGGUCAUGGAAGUCUUCUUCGUCUCUUUGGACCCCUACGCCAAACCCGCACAGCAUCGCGUUGUGGUUCCUAAAGCAGGAAAAGUGUCCGACCUCUGCUCUGCUCUGUCAGAGAUGACCGGCAUACCUCCCACACAGAUGGUGGUAGCUGACGUGUUCAACCAUCGUUUCUAUAAGAUCUACAACACUGACGAGUCUCUGAGCUGCAUUCUGGACCGAGACGACAUCUUUGUGUACGAGCUGAGCGUGCUGGAGGAGCAGCAGGAGGAGCAGGUGCUGCUGGCUCUCUACCUGAGGGAGCGUUCUCACUACAGAGACUACGGCUCGGGCAGCAGCUCGUACGGCACAACGCUGUUCGGACACCCGCUGCUGCUCAGCGUGCCGCGAAGCAGCUGCAGCCGGGAGGCGCUCUACAACCUGUUCCUGCAGAGACUGGCGCGCUAUGUGCGACCUCCUGACCCCUCUGAAGAGUUGGAGGAAGAGGAAGAAGAGGAGGAAGAGGAGGAGGAAGAGGAGCUGUAUAAGACUCAGACUAACGGCGUCAGUGACGAUGAGGAGCAGGAGGUUGCAGAGAAAGCCGGGCCGUCUCAGACAGAACCCUGCGACGGUGAUGCAUCAGCCAACAGACAAUCAGACGGUACUGCUACAGCAGAGCCAGUCCCCGCCGUCAACCACACGCAGCCCUCAUUGGACCACGGUGACAGUGAGACCAGUAACGGGUCCCAGAACCAGACUGAGCCCCUCUGCAACGCUAAUGCUAACACUGAUGACAUCGAUCCAUGCGGGACCACCGACCCAACUGACCCGACCGACCCCGGCUCAGAACCACCGGCAGAGCAACCGCAGCAGCCCUGUGACACCACAGAGGAAGACAAGCAGGAGGAGGCGUGUUCUCCCAGCCCACCAGCCAAUGAGCAGCCAGCAAAGAGGAGGUCGUGCCGCAAGAGGAGGAAGAGUCUGUUCACCAUCCAGGCGGUCAACUCCAACGGCACGACGGAGAGAGGGUCCGGAGAGGGAGGCAGCGCCGUGUCCUUCAGCUCUCAGCCUUAUGUGGCCAUCGACUGGGACCCCGAGAUGAAGAAGAGAUUCUACAACGAGAACGAGGCCGAGAAAUAUGUGAAACACGCCAGCAUGGAGGUUCCUCAGCAGCAGACCACAGUCCAGCUGCAGGAGUGUAUCGAGCUCUUCACCACUGUGGAGACACUGGAGGAGGAGAACCCAUGGUACUGUCCAGUGUGUAAGAAGCACCAGCUCGCCACGAAGAAGCUGGACCUCUGGUCUCUGCCGGAGGUUCUCAUCAUCCACCUCAAGAGGUUCUCCUACACCAAGUUCACCAGAGAGAAACUCGACAGCAUCGUGGAGUUCCCUCUCAGAGAACUGGACUUCUCUGGCUGCCUGCUGAGGAAAAAUCUGUCCAAUGGGGAGCCUCCGAGCCGCUAUGACCUCAUCGCUGUGUCCAAUCACUACGGAGGACUCAGAGACGGACAUUACACCAGCUAUGCGUGCAACAAGGACAACGGUCAGUGGUAUUACUUUGACGACAGCAAGGUGACGUACGCCAGAGAGGACCAGAUCGUGACCAACGCUGCCUACGUCUUGUUCUACCAUCGACAAGACAAGAUCAGAAAACCCACUCUGCCCGCCCCCAACACAAGCCCCGCCUCCUCCACCCAGCCCGCCAACAGCACCACUUCCUGCAAAGACGAUGACAGCACAGAGCCGGGCACCGCCUCCUACGUCACCAUGGAAACAGACUGAACGAUGUGGACACGUGAUACUCAGGUAGUUUGAUGCACCAGGAGCUCAGAAGAUGAUCUGAGCCGAGACGAGACGCGUCUGCUGCAGGGAGGAAACAUACUGGAUCAAUGAUUCAUUAGAAACCUGUUACCUGGUUUAUUGACUCAUUUCUCAAUUUGAAAAUACAGAAGUACAUAAAAUGAUCAUUCGACUCAGUUGAUAAUCUUCUAUCCAUAUUCUGUGUCCACAUUUUAAAGGGACAAUACAGAAGAAUUUCAGCAGAAAUCAUUACAAAAUUUUAAAUUAUCAGCAAACUGAAAGAAGAAAAACGUUUUUGAUGUUAUCUUGUCUAAAGUUAGCAUGCUAACCAGCUUCCCUCGGCCCAUCCAGCACCAGAACUCCUGUGAACACGCCCCCCCCCACCGGUCCAAACUGCUAGCUGCACAGCUAACUGAGCUAACUGAGCUAACUGAGACUCAGGUGAGACGUGUUGUGAGAAUGACAACAGCAUCUUACCUGCAGCACCUUUAAAACAAAUUGUUAAAAAGGAUUUUCUUAGACUUUUUUAGUUAAAGACACCUUCACAAUUUAAAGGUAAACUCUGCCAAUUCUCCACAUUAAAGUGGGUUCGACUGCAUAUGUGAACAAAGACGUAUGAAGCCUUUUGUGGCUCCAGAGGAAGCUGCAUGCAAUCUGAUAAAUCACUCAGUGGACAAGUUGUAUUGUGGGUAAUGUAGGCAGCAGGUGUUAACAAUGAAGAACGUGUGGAAAAAUAAAGGUUUGUUUUGUUUUUAAACUCACUCAGUGAGUCCAAUGCAGCGGACUGCUUCUAAACGCCUGUCAACUACGUUACCCACAAUGCAACUGAGAGACGUCAGUGAAGGCAGUUCAUCAGUUUACACGCAGCGUCUUCUGGAGCCACAAACGGCUUCAUACGACCUGCCGACACAUGUGGCCAAUCAGAGCGCUUAUUGUUUCAGGACACGUCUUAUGUACCUUUUUAAAAAUUCAUCUUUAAUUAAUCAUUUACCGACAGAAAUGUAAAAGAUGUAAAUACAAGCAGAAUACAUUUUAAACUGGUUAUAAUCACAAUAAUAUCUGAUGGGACUUGAUGUAACGUCUCUGCUGCUGUUUGUGGAGUUUGAAUCUGUAAAUUAAAAAUCCAGCUUUUGAAACAUUGACAUCAAAUUUGACAAGGAAAAAAUUAUUUUAAAAUUUGUGUUAAAUUUCUACCUGAACUGUCUGCAGACAGACUGCUGGUCUGAAUGAGAGCAGAUUAGCAGAAAUGUGUUAAGUGGACCGCGGAGCAGCACAGAGGGGAUUGUGGGUAAUCAGGAGUGUGUGUGUGUAGCAGAGAAACAGAUAAUUUAACACUGAACAAAGCUGCCGGGAUGUGAUUCAGUCUUUGUAUAUUUUGGUUGUUUUUUUUUGUUUGCCUGUAUUUAUUUUUUUAA